This is a messenger RNA of Dermatophagoides farinae (American house dust mite), 1723 nucleotides long. Its product is annotated as serine/threonine-protein phosphatase 2A 55 kDa regulatory subunit B delta isoform-like. Gene Ontology annotation, molecular function: protein phosphatase regulator activity; protein binding. Lineage: Eukaryota; Metazoa; Arthropoda; Arachnida; Sarcoptiformes; Pyroglyphidae. The record is from RefSeq and is a predicted model, not a curated record. Gene Ontology annotation, cellular component: protein phosphatase type 2A complex.
CAUUUUUUUUAUUACUACUCGCUCAACAUUUUACAUUUACACACACACACACACACGCACAAAUUGUAUAAUUUUUACUUUCGGAAUUAUUAUUGUUUUAUUUUUUCAAACAAAAUCAAACAAAAAAGAUAAUUAAAUUAAUUUCUUGCAUGUACUUUGUAUGUUUGUCUUUGGACAAAUCGUUUUACCACCAAAUAUUUUUGUCUCUCUGUCUGAUUUUUGUCACCGAUUGCAUCAUAUCAUAUUCUCCAUCAUCAUCAUCAUCAUCAUACUACUAUGUCGUCUAGACAUUCGAUUUUAUCCGGAAUUCGAAAUAAUUCAUCAUCAACCGAUUUAAAUUGGUCAUUCGUUCAGGUAAAAGGAACAUUAGAAGAUGAAUUUAGUGAUGCCGAUUUAAUUUCAUGUGUGGAAUUCAAUUCCACCGGUCAAUUAUUGGCAUGUGGUGAUAAAGGUGGCAGAAUCGUUAUAUUCCAAGGGAAUGAGGGAAAGAAAACCACUGAAUAUGAUCUUUAUAGUACAUUUCAAAGUCAUGAAGCUGAAUUUGAUUAUCUUAAAAGUCUGGAAAUUGAAGAAAAAAUCAAUAAAAUUUGUUGGCUAGAUGAAUCAAAAACGGCGGCAAAUCAUUUCAUGUUGACCACAAAUGAUAAGACGAUAAAAUUAUGGAAAUUAUCCGAAAAAGAUAAACGUAUUGAUGAUAGUUUUUCAAAUAUUAACAGAAAUUUUAUUGGUGGCUGUGAUACGACUGAAUAUCCAGAAUUUGAUCAUACCGAAUUAAGGGUUCCUAAAAUGAUGGCCACCGAACCGACAAUUCGUUCGAAUCUUCGUCGCAUAUUUUCCAAUGCUCAUUCAUUUCAUAUCAAUUCUGUUUCUAUUAAUAGUGAUCAAGAAACAUUUAUAUCAUCGGAUGAAUUAAGAAUAAAUCUUUGGAAUCUAGAUAUUACCAAUGAAAGUUUUGUGAUUGUCGAUAUUAAACCAUCAAAUAUGGCCGAUUUAUCCGAAGUGAUAAGUGCCGCUGAAUUUCAUCCACAACAUUGUAACAUAUUUGCAUAUUCAACAAGUAAAGGUUCCAUUAAAUUAUGUGACAUGCGUGAAGCUGCAUUAUGUGAUCAUUAUUCGAAAAUAUUUCGUGAUACUAUCAAUGGUUCAGAUAAUUCAAAUUUUUUCCAUGAACUCAUCACUGUUAUAUCAGAUCUGAAAUUUACAAAUAGUGGUCGUUAUAUGAUUACACGUGAUUAUAUGACCGUAAAUGUUUGGGAUCUGAAUAUGGAACGAAAUCCAAUCGAAACAUAUGAAGUACAUGAAUAUUUACGUGGCCGUUUAGGUACACUUUAUGAGAAUGAAUAUAUAUUUGAUAAAUUUGAAUUUUCAUUAAGUGGAAACGAUAAUUAUAUAAUGACUGGAUCAUAUAAUUUUUUCAAAAUUAUCGACCGUAAUUCCGGACAAGAAUCAUUGUUUGAAAUUAAUAAAGAUGUUGUGAAACAAAAACAUUUACGUCCACAAAAAAUUACGACAACAACAACGACGACGGAUAGUUUUCGUAGAAAGCCAAAAAAAGAUGAAACAUUCGUAGACAAUAUUGAUCUAAAUCGACGUAUCUAUCAUACUGCUUGGAAUCCAAAUCAGAAUCUGAUUGCUGUUGCAUCUACAAAGAAUUUAUUUAUUUUUAAAUCAUGAUGAUUUAAAUUUUUGAUCUUGUUUUUUUUAAACAUUACAUUUACACACA